This is a messenger RNA of Drosophila teissieri, 1034 nucleotides long. Its product is annotated as serine protease inhibitor dipetalogastin-like. The transcript has a single exon. The coding region runs from base 30 to 893 and encodes 287 amino acids. Gene Ontology annotation, molecular function: protein binding. NCBI's taxonomy places the organism in Eukaryota, Metazoa, Arthropoda, Insecta, Diptera, Drosophilidae. The record is from RefSeq and is a predicted model, not a curated record.
UCUUUCUCCUCCUGAGCUCUACUAUAGACAUGCGUUGUGCUGCCCUGAUCGGUUUGUGCCUUCUCGCACUUAUUGACUAUUCUGAACAGCACAUACAUAUACCAAGGCAUGUAUUCGAUGUACAUUCAGAUCGUUGCGUGUGUCCAUUAGUGAAUUUCCCUGUAUGCGGAGCGGACGGGAAAACCUACGGCAACCAAUGCUUUCUCAGCUGCAAAAAAGUUCGGUUGGCGAAAGAAGGCCCAUGUGAUGAUAAAGAUAUAAUGGAAGUUGAUGUCACCAAGUCUUAUGUUCCUUUCCAUAUCCAUGGGCCUAAAUCGGAAAUAAUCACAUAUAUUCCUGGGUUUGAACGCGGCUGCGCGUGUCCAUCAGAUUUGAAUCCUGUAUGCGGAUCGGACAUGAAAACCUACAGCAACGAAUGCUUUCUCAACUGCAAAAAUGUUCGGUUGGUUAGACAAGGAAAAUGUGAUGAUAAGGAUGAUAUAGUUGGACCAGACAAGUAUCCUGUCGCUUUGCUCAAACACCCUGGUUGCGUGUGUCCAGCAGCGAGUUUCCCUGUAUGCGGAUCGGACGGGAAAACCUACGGCAGCGAGUGCCUUCUAAGAUGCGCAGAUGUUCGGUUGGCUAGACAAGGAAAAUGUGAUGAUAAGGAUGAUAGAGUUGGAUUUGAACGCCUUAAAAUUAUUGACCCUUGGUUUUCAAUACCUGCGAAAGUGUUUGAAAGCCCUGGGUUGGACCCUACAAAACCUUGCUGGUGUCCAUUAGUGUAUUCCCCUGUAUGCGGAGCGGACGGGAAAACCUACAGUAACAUAUGCCGUCUAAAAUGCGAAAAUAUUCGGCUUUUGAAAGAAGGACGAUGUGAUGAAUAUGAGUUCAUUGAAUUCUCGAGACCAUAAAGUAUCGAAACCGCUGUUCCUCAUUUUACACACACUUAUAAAAAUGCUUCCCAAAACACAAACACUUUCUGCCCAGACAUUCAGAGAAGAAGCCCUAAAUUAAAUAAAUAUACGCUCUGAAUAAAAUAUAAUAAUUUACCA